UUUUGUCCUCUUUCUACAGUGGCUUUUGUGAACAACAUGUACUCAGUUCCAGCAGAGCCUGAAUGAAUGACUGUGUCCUCCGUCCAACCCAGAAGCACAAAUCAUGCUGCUCGUCUGGGAGGAAAACAAAGCUUGAGACCCAAGAUGAAGGAAGAGAAGGGUGCUCCAUUGAAAAACAAAAUAAUUUACCAGAUUUUUUUGCUUGUGUGUUUUGGUUUCUGCAAUUCAGGUGGAGUGUUGGCAGUGAAUAUGACUAUCCCAAAUACUCUCAUUAGAGGUAAAUUAGGAGGGGAGGCCCUUCUGUCAGUCCGCUAUGAUAGUUUCAGCUUAGACCUGCCAGUUAUCAAGUGGCUACUUAAAAGGGAAAAAUCUGUCACGGUUGUCCAGUCGAUUGGAACGGACAUCAUUGGGACGCUGAGGCCCGAGUACCGGGAUCGUAUCCUGGUAUUUGGGAAUGGGACUCUGCUUCUCCACAACCUCAGAUUUGCUGAUGAUGGAACAUAUGACGUAGAGAUCUCCAUCACAGAUGAUACCUUUCCAGGAGAGGGCAGCAUCACACUCACUGUGGAUGAACCUAUAUCCAGGCCUUAUAUCAACAUGGAGUCUUCAUCAUUACUGGAGCGUAGCGAAAAUGUUGUCCUCAACUGCUCUCAUGACAAUGGAACCAGGACUACAUACAGGUGGUUCAAAGGCGGAAAACUCCUGACCAAUGAGACAAGGUUCGUCUUUUCUCCUGAUCAGAAGCUUUUGACCAUCAAGCGGGUGUUGAUGGCAGAUGAUGAUGUCUACAGCUGCACAGUGGAGAAUCCGGUGGGAAAUAUGACAAGUCUGCCAAUUAGACUGACUGUAUACAAAAGAAGUUCCCUUUAUAUCAUCCUUUCUACUGGAGGCAUCUUUCUUUUGAUCACCUUGGUGACUAUAUGUGCCUGCUGGACACCUUCUAAAAAGAUCCUUCCACAGAUGACUCCUCCAGCAACAGUAUUGGAUCUCCAUCUGAACUUGACAACCCACCAUGCUACACCACUUCCCCCACAUAUACUGAUCCUAUUACUCUUACUGCUGGUUCCCCUGCUCGCAUCUCCCGUAAGCAUACCUGAUGGGUCAUCGGUUUAAACAGUCCACAGUACAACAAACAGAAGGUUACAUGCUCUAUAUUCUACUGCUCCGGAAUGCAAAGUACUCUAGACAUCGUGGAGAGUGUCGUAAAAUGAAGAAAAUGCUGUGAAUUAAACACUGUAACUUAAAUAACAGUUGUUUUAAAGUUUAGUAGCACAGCCUGGAAUGAAAUAUGAGGACAGUUUGACAUUAGAGUCAAAAUGUUUCAGUUUUUAUGAUUUAAAUUUUUUAUUUGGUUUGUUACUCAACACCAUUGCAGUUUGUUACAUGACAAUUCCAGACAAUUCCAGACAUAUAACUGACUUGUUAUCUCUCUGUUAUGUCAAAUUUUCUGUAUACAUAAAAAUACAGAUUACUUUGUGAAAUAAUGUAAAUUAGUAUUUUAGUUCUACUAGAUUGCUUAAUUUAUGUGUAUACAGUGACAAAACCAUGUUGGGGUAGGAUAGGGGGCCAUGGUAUUUGAAUUUUAUACAUACUUUAAUAAAAAUGUAGAAUUAUCAGAAAUUUGUCUUUGUGGUAUUUUGGAAAGACUGACCUGUGCCAGUUGACUUGAACAAGUAGUGUCCUUGUUUGCUUGUCAUUUAUCAUAGAUAGAUUAGUAGAUUUAAUUUUUAACAACAUUUGCCUCAAGCUGCUUUAUAUUGCAAGGUAAACCCUCUACAAUAAUACAGAGAAAACAGGGAAGAUCCCAUCAGAUGACAGUGACACAACUGUCAUUGAUGUCCACUACCGCUGAUCGAAAAGAAGUUUUCAUCAUAACCAUGUUCCCAUUUUAGGACAUGGGUGUCUAAUUUUUACUUACCAGUCUAUACUAAUCGGUCUUGAAGGACGUAGGCCUUGUUACACAGGUAAAUUUCAAAUGUUCACAAUGAGCAGGAGGAGGAAAAAUGUGGUACUUCUAACAGUUUUGCUUUCUUUAUACAUAAAGAAAUGGUGUAAUUUAUGCCAUGUUCCUUCAUGCCUAAGGCACUGAACAUAUUCCAUAUCAACAUGAGUAUCCUUCUAUUUUUCAAAUCUUGGGCUGCAUUCAGACCCAGGGGAGUAAAGCUAACAAUUUUGACUUCUCCAUUGUACAGAAAUUGAUAAUAGAGCAUAGUACUGUGUUUUUUGUUUUUGUUUUUUUU
This is a messenger RNA of Haplochromis burtoni (Burton's mouthbrooder), 2240 nucleotides long. RefSeq names its product hepatocyte cell adhesion molecule. NCBI's taxonomy places the organism in Eukaryota, Metazoa, Chordata, Actinopteri, Cichliformes, Cichlidae. The record is from RefSeq and is a predicted model, not a curated record.